Molecule: messenger RNA, 1219 nt
Organism: Asparagus officinalis (garden asparagus)
Lineage: Eukaryota; Viridiplantae; Streptophyta; Magnoliopsida; Asparagales; Asparagaceae
Product: probable CCR4-associated factor 1 homolog 9
Exons: 3
Coding region: 1-999 (332 amino acids)
Cellular component (GO): P-body; CCR4-NOT complex; CCR4-NOT core complex
Molecular function (GO): poly(A)-specific ribonuclease activity; nucleic acid binding
Source: RefSeq, a predicted model, not a curated record
AUGGUGGAAAGAACUGGGCUUCAUAUCGGAGCUCUGCAAGAAGUCGUGCAACUUCGUCUUCCUCGAUGCCGAGUUCCCGGGCUUCCUCCAGUCGCCUCCCCGCGGGAAGAGGAAAUCUACAGCGCUCUCAAGUACAACGUCGACAGGAUGAAGCUGAUACAGCUGGGAAUCACCCUGACUAACGAAGAGAGCUACGCCUCCUGGCAGUUCAACAUGAAGGACUUCGAUCCUCGGGUCGAUGAUUGCUCGGAAGCCUCGAUAGAGUUUCUGAAAAAGAGCGGGAUUGACUUCGGCAAGAAUCUCAGGGACGGGGUCAGCGCGGACGUUCUCUCGAAGGGGCUGGUGGAGAACUCGCUGCUUAGGGGAGGCGAAGGGCUGAAGUGGAUCACUUUCCACGGCAUGUACGACCUCGCGUACCUGAUCAAGAUCGUCUACGGUCAGACGCCUCUGCCGGACACGCUGGCGGGUUUCUUGAGAUUGGUGAGAAAACUAUUCGGUACGAGGGUCUACGACCUCAAACAUAUGGCGAAGGAGUACGACGCGUCUCUCUCUGAGGUGGGCCUGGUUAAGCUUUCGAGGGUGCUGGAGAUCGAGUGGACGGGGAGCUCGCAUCAGGCAGGGCAUGACAGCCUGCUCACGGCAAUGGCGUUCUGGAAGAUGAAGAGGGAGUUUCCGGAUUUUGACGAGGGGAAACAUGCGGGGAUACUCUAUGGAUUCGAAGAACACGGGAAAAGGGAGUCGGGGAACAUCGUGAUGCUCUUCAAUCCUGUAGCUCUGGCUAGCAUCGCUUUGAGCCGUCAGAGUUGUGCGCCUCUAGCGCCCUUUCGUCGUGCUCCUCGGCUGUAUGCUUAUCGUGGCGUCUUUCCGCCAGGCUGUGGUCCUGUUCCUGGGCCGCCGUUUGCCUACCGUGGUGGCUUUCCCGCGGGAUACCAUCCGAUUCCGAGUCCCUACGGCUACUGGGCCGCUCCGCCACAGCCUUCUCCCUUCGUCUCAGUGUAAAUACCAGUUUGCUUCCGCAUUGGCUGUCAACGUGUACAUGCGUUUGUGAUACAUACCAGUUUGUGAAGAGUUUCUUGAUGCUGUGAACAGUGGAUGGAUACGCGUAUUGUUUUUAUUUCAUGUUGGCGUCUGUUUAAUUAGCUGUGGAUUUUAGACUAGCAUAACCCUUAAUUUUCAUGUUGACGUCUCAUGUUGGUAUCUUUUUAGUUGCAUGUAUUGG